Molecule: messenger RNA, 1292 nt
Organism: Drosophila navojoa
Lineage: Eukaryota; Metazoa; Arthropoda; Insecta; Diptera; Drosophilidae
Product: carbohydrate sulfotransferase 5
Biological process (GO): N-acetylglucosamine metabolic process; sulfur compound metabolic process
Molecular function (GO): N-acetylglucosamine 6-O-sulfotransferase activity
Source: RefSeq, a predicted model, not a curated record
AGGGUAGUUACAUAUGUCGCAUGAAAUCAUCGUUUUUCUUUUUGAGCACAUUCCAACAAAAUUGAUACAGUAUUUGGAGAAAAGUAGAAAAAUAAAUUAAUGUAAGCGUGUAAACAUCUUUUUUUCAUUUCUCUUUUCUCUAUUUUUGAGAUCAAUUGAGCAUAAAGAUGGUACAGCGCAGCACAAAAUUCACCGGCAUCUGCAUUGCCAUCUAUUUGGGGUAUACUCUGUUUGUGUUCUUAAUAUUGCCUCUGAUGUUGCCCGAUCCGGUGACAAUGUCGCGCAACAUACUUUUCCAGCAGACACAGGAUGCGAAGGAAUAUAAGAAUUUCACGAACUUCACUUUGGAGUCUGGUGGCCAGCCAGUGCGUUCGAUUCUGAUCACAUUUCAUGGCUCAGGCUUAUCGGGUUUAUUGGAGAAUUUGUCCCGUCUGCCGGGGGCUUACCAUCACUUCUCGCCUCUGAUAGCGUACAAGGAGCGCAUCAAAGUGAUGCCGCAGGCGAUGGCCGCGGUGGAUGAGUUGCACUCCUUGUUGAAUUGUGACUAUAAUCGUUCGCUGGAGAUGAUCAAGUAUGGCAUGAAAUCGUCGACAUUUCGAAAUUUGUAUGGUAUGCAGUGGAAGACGUGCCUCACCUACACCAUGGAGGUCUGUUCUAAGCCGGAAACAUUGUCUCGAAUUUGCAAAAUAUUUCCAUUCAUCAAUAUGUCUGUGUAUAACUUGGGUCUGUUAUAUCUCAAAUCCUUGCUGGAGCUUGAAGACCUCAAUGUACGUAUGAUAUUGAUAGUACGAGAUCCUCGUGCUACCAUGAGUUCGCGUGACGGUCAUAUCUGGUGCUCUAGUCACUCCUGCAGACAGCCUGAGGAUCUCUGCAAUAAUAUGGUGGAGGAUUAUCAAGUUGCUGAGGAUUUAUUGAGAGAGUAUCCGCAUCGUUUCAGCAUUGUUCGCUAUGAGGAACUAGUGCAGGAUCCGCUGGACGGUGUAAUAAACUUAUAUAAUUUUUUUGGCCUGCCAACGAAAAGCCUUGUGAAUUUAAAGCCAAAUUUUACUAUUUCUCAAGCUUAUUUAAAAUAUAAUUUUGAAAUGCCAUAUUCUUGGAAACAUAGAUUGACCUACAAUAAGAUUCUGAAUAUCCAAGUUGUCUGCAGGAAGGCUAUGGCCCUUUGGGGCUAUAAACCAAUAACAGAAUUAGUUGAAAACAUGACUAAUAUCUUUGUACCGUUGAAGAAGUUGGCAUUGUUUUUGAAGUAACGUCUGCAGUUCUUGAAGCAAACUGCAAUUGAAAUAAUAACU